Molecule: messenger RNA, 2314 nt
Organism: Phacochoerus africanus (Common warthog)
Lineage: Eukaryota; Metazoa; Chordata; Mammalia; Artiodactyla; Suidae
Gene: TRIM47
Product: tripartite motif containing 47
Exons: 6
Coding region: 76-2016 (646 amino acids)
Molecular function (GO): zinc ion binding
Source: RefSeq, a predicted model, not a curated record
GGGGCGGCGGCGCGGACGGUCUGGGUCCCUCCCAGGCGGGAGCGGCCCAGGCGGUGCCCCAGCGGCCGCGGAGCCAUGGACGGCAGCUGGCCCUUCAGCUGCCCCAUCUGCUUGGAGCCGCUCCGGGAGCCAGUGACGCUGCCCUGCGGCCACAACUUCUGUCUCGCCUGCCUGAGCGCGCUCUGGCCGCACCGCGGCGCGGGGGGCGCCGGGGGGCCGGGAGGCACGGCCCGCUGCCCGCUGUGCCAGGAGCCUUUCCCCGACGGCCUGCAGCUCCGCAAGAACCACACGCUGUCCGAGCUGCUGCAGCUCCGUCAGGGCUCGGGCCCGGGGCCCGGCCCAGGCCCGGCGCCGACCCUGGCCGCAGCCCUGGCGCCCGAGCCGGCGGCGCCCAGCGCGCCGCCCAGCUCGCCGCCCAGCGCUCCGGAGCCAUCGGCGCCCAGCGCGCCCGAGCCGUGGCCGGAGGGCGAAGAGCCGGUGCGCUGCGACGCGUGCCCCGAGGGUGCCGCCCUGCCCGCCGCGCUCUCCUGCCUCUCCUGCCUCGCCUCCUUCUGUCCCGCACAUCUGGGCCCGCACGAGCGCAGCCCCGCGCUGCGCGGACAUCGCCUGGUGCCGCCGCUGCGCCGGCUGGAGGAGAGCCUGUGCCCGCGCCACCUGCGGCCGCUGGAGCGCUACUGCCGCGCGGAACGCGUGUGCCUUUGCGAGACCUGCGCCGCCCAGGAGCACCGAGGCCACGAGCUUGUGCCGCUGGAGCAGGAGCGCGCGCUCCAGGAGGCUGAGCAGCCCAAAGUCCUGAGCGCCGUGGAGGACCGCAUGGAUGAGCUGGGCGCCGGCAUUGCACAGUCCCGGCGCACCGUGGCCCUCAUCAAGAGCGCAGCCGUGGCAGAGCGAGAAAGGGUGAGCCGGCUGUUUGCCGAGGCCGCGGCCGUCCUGCAGAGGUUCCAGACAGAGGUGCUGGGCUUCAUCGACGAGGGGGAGGCCACCAUGCUGGGCCAUUCCCAGGGCGACCUGCGGCGCCAGGAGGACCAGCGCAGCCGUCUCAGCCAGGCCCGCCACAACCUCAGUCGGGUCCCCGAGGCCGACUCGGUCAGCUUCCUGCAGGAGCUCCUGGCACUCAGGCUGGCCUUGGAGGAGGGGUGCGGCCCUGGGCCCACUCCCCCGAGGGAGCUCAGCUUCACCAAGUCAUCCCAGGCCGUCCGGAAGGUGCGAGAUGUGCUGGCUUCGGCCUGCACCAGCCAGUGGGAGCAGCUGCAGGGGCUGGGCAGUGACGAGGACGGGCUGCAGAAGCCAGGCACGGAAGCCGAGACUGAGACCCAGGACCCCGACAGCACCAACAGCCUGGAGAGUGAGGCCCCCAGGGAUUACUUCCUCAAGUUUGCCUACAUCGUGGACCUGGACAGCGACACGGCUGACAAGUUCCUGCAGCUGUUUGGAACCAAAGGUGUGAAAAGGGUGCUAUGUCCCAUCAACUACCCUGAGUCACCCACCCGCUUCACCCACUGCGAGCAGGUGCUGGGCGAGGGCGCCCUGGACCGGGGCACCUACUACUGGGAGGUGGAGAUCAUUGAAGGCUGGGUCAGCGUGGGGGUCAUGGCCGAGGACUUCUCCCCCCUGGAGCCCUACGACCGGGGCCGGCUCGGCCGCAAUGCCCACUCCUGCUGCCUGCAGUGGAACGGACGCAGCUUCUCCGUCUGGUUCCACGGGCUGGAGGCGGCCCUGCCCCACCCUUUCUCGCCCACCGUCGGGAUCUGCCUGGAAUAUGCCGACCGAGCCCUGGCCUUCUACGCCGUGCAGGACGGCAAGAUGAGCCUUCUGCGGAGGCUGAAGGCCUCCCGGGCCCGCCGGACUGGCACCCCGGCCUCCCCCGUUGACCCCUUCCAGAGCCGCCUGGACAGCCACUUUGCCGGGCUCUUCACACGCAGGCUCAAGCCCGCCUUCUUCCUGGAGAGUGUGGACGCCCAUCUGCAGAUCGGGCCCCUCAAGAAGUCCUGCAUAUCUGUGCUGAAGAGGAGGUGAUGCUGGGGGCCGGGGACCUCCUCCUGCUGCUGUCCCAGCUCCUGGGACGCUUGCUUCUCUGCAUCCCUGUUUUGCUCCGGGGGAGUCACCAGCCCUGGAGUCCCACUCAUUCCCCACCUGCCAUGUACACGGCUUUCCGCCUUCAGGGAGGAGGCUCCUGGGACUCUGUCCCCCUGCAGGCCUUGUUUCUGGGAGAAAGAGCCGCAGCUUGGACAGUGCCAGGCCACCCCAGCCCCUGCUCUCCCAGGUUCCUGGGACAGUGCCUGGCACAUAGUAGGUGCACAAUAAACAUUUGUGG